AAUGUGGCAAUGGAAGGCGCAGGGUCUGACUCCCCGGCAGCGGCCGCGGCCGCAGCGGCAGCAGCGCCCGCCGUGUGAGCAGCAGCAGCGGCUGGUCUGUCAACCGGAGCCCGAGCCCGAGCAACCUGCGGCCAGCAGCGUCCUCGCGAGCCGAGCGCCCAGGCGCGCCAGGAGCCCGCAGCAGCGGCAGCAGCGCGCCGGGCCGCCCGGGAAGCCUCCGUCCCCGCGGCGGCGGCGGCGGCGGCGGCGGCAACAUGGCCUCGGCUGGUAACGCCGCCGAGCCCCAGGACCGCGGCGGCGGCGGCAGCGGCUGUAUCGGUGCCCCGGGCCGGCCGGCUGGAGGCGGGAGGCGCAGACGGACGGGGGGGCUGCGCCGUGCUGCCGCGCCGGACCGGGACUAUCUGCACCGGCCCAGCUACUGCGACGCCGCCUUCGCUCUGGAGCAGAUUUCCAAGGGGAAGGCUACUGGCCGGAAAGCGCCGCUGUGGCUGAGAGCGAAGUUUCAGAGACUCUUAUUUAAACUGGGUUGUUACAUUCAAAAAAACUGCGGCAAGUUCUUGGUUGUGGGCCUCCUCAUAUUUGGGGCCUUCGCGGUGGGAUUAAAGGCAGCGAACCUCGAGACCAACGUGGAGGAGCUGUGGGUGGAAGUUGGAGGACGAGUAAGUCGUGAAUUAAAUUAUACUCGCCAGAAGAUUGGAGAAGAGGCUAUGUUUAAUCCUCAACUCAUGAUACAGACCCCUAAAGAAGAAGGUGCUAACAUCCUGACCACAGAAGCCCUCCUACAACACCUGGACUCGGCACUCCAGGCCAGCCGUGUCCACGUAUACAUGUACAACAGGCAGUGGAAAUUGGAACAUUUGUGUUACAAAUCAGGAGAGCUUAUCACAGAAACAGGUUACAUGGAUCAGAUAAUAGAAUAUCUUUACCCUUGUUUGAUUAUUACACCUUUGGACUGCUUCUGGGAAGGGGCGAAAUUACAGUCUGGGACAGCAUACCUCCUAGGUAAACCUCCUUUGCGGUGGACAAACUUCGACCCUUUGGAAUUCCUAGAAGAGUUAAAGAAAAUAAACUAUCAAGUGGACAGCUGGGAGGAAAUGCUGAAUAAGGCUGAGGUUGGUCAUGGUUACAUGGACCGCCCCUGCCUCAAUCCGGCCGAUCCAGACUGCCCCGCCACAGCCCCCAACAAAAAUUCAACCAAACCUCUUGAUAUGGCCCUUGUUUUGAAUGGUGGAUGUCAUGGCUUAUCCAGAAAGUAUAUGCACUGGCAGGAGGAGUUGAUUGUGGGUGGCACAGUCAAGAACAGCACUGGAAAACUCAUCAGCGCCCACGCCCUGCAGACCAUGUUCCAGUUAAUGACUCCCAAGCAAAUGUACGAGCACUUCAAGGGGUACGAGUAUGUCUCACACAUCAACUGGAACGAGGACAAGGCGGCAGCCAUCCUGGAGGCCUGGCAGAGGACAUAUGUGGAGGUAGUUCAUCAGAGUGUCGCACAGAACUCCACUCAAAAGGUGCUUUCCUUCACCACCACGACCCUGGACGACAUCCUGAAAUCCUUCUCUGACGUCAGUGUCAUCCGCGUGGCCAGCGGCUACUUACUCAUGCUCGCCUAUGCCUGUCUAACCAUGCUGCGCUGGGACUGCUCCAAGUCCCAGGGUGCCGUGGGGCUGGCUGGCGUCCUGCUGGUUGCACUGUCAGUGGCUGCAGGACUGGGCCUGUGCUCAUUGAUCGGAAUUUCCUUUAACGCUGCAACAACUCAGGUUUUGCCAUUUCUCGCUCUUGGUGUUGGUGUGGAUGAUGUUUUUCUUCUGGCCCAUGCCUUCAGUGAAACCGGACAGAAUAAAAGAAUCCCUUUUGAGGACAGGACCGGGGAGUGCCUGAAGCGCACAGGAGCCAGCGUGGCCCUCACGUCCAUCAGCAAUGUCACAGCCUUCUUCAUGGCCGCGUUAAUCCCAAUUCCUGCUCUGCGGGCCUUCUCCCUCCAGGCAGCGGUAGUAGUGGUGUUCAAUUUUGCCAUGGUUCUGCUCAUUUUUCCUGCAAUUCUCAGCAUGGAUUUAUAUCGACGCGAGGACAGGAGACUGGAUAUUUUCUGCUGUUUUACAAGCCCCUGCGUCAGCAGAGUGAUUCAGGUUGAACCUCAGGCCUACACCGACACACACGACAAUACCCGCUACAGCCCCCCACCCCCCUACAGCAGCCACAGCUUUGCCCACGAAACGCAGAUUACUAUGCAGUCCACUGUCCAGCUCCGCACAGAGUACGACCCCCACACACACGUGUACUACACCACUGCCGAGCCGCGCUCCGAGAUCUCCGUGCAGCCCGUCACCGUGACACAGGACACCCUCAGCUGCCAGAGCCCGGAGAGCACCAGCUCCACAAGGGACCUGCUCUCCCAGUUCUCCGACUCCAGCCUCCACUGCCUCGAGCCCCCCUGUACCAAGUGGACACUCUCAUCUUUUGCUGAGAAGCACUAUGCUCCUUUCCUCUUAAAACCAAAAGCCAAGGUAGUGGUGAUCUUCCUUUUUCUGGGCUUGCUGGGGGUCAGCCUUUAUGGGACCACCCGAGUGAGAGACGGGCUGGACCUUACGGACAUUGUACCUCGGGAAACCAGAGAAUAUGACUUUAUUGCUGCACAAUUCAAAUACUUUUCUUUCUACAACAUGUAUAUAGUCACCCAGAAAGCAGACUACCCGAAUAUCCAGCACUUACUUUACGACCUACACAGGAGUUUCAGUAACGUGAAGUAUGUCAUGUUGGAAGAAAACAAACAGCUUCCCAAAAUGUGGCUGCACUACUUCAGAGACUGGCUUCAGGGACUUCAGGAUGCAUUUGACAGUGACUGGGAAACCGGGAAAAUCAUGCCAAACAAUUACAAGAAUGGAUCAGACGAUGGAGUCCUUGCCUACAAACUCCUGGUGCAAACCGGCAGCCGCGAUAAGCCCAUCGACAUCAGCCAGUUGACUAAACAGCGUCUGGUGGAUGCAGAUGGCAUCAUUAAUCCCAGUGCUUUCUACAUCUACCUGACGGCUUGGGUCAGCAACGACCCCGUCGCAUAUGCUGCCUCCCAGGCCAACAUCCGGCCACACCGACCGGAAUGGGUCCACGACAAAGCCGACUACAUGCCUGAAACAAGGCUGAGAAUCCCGGCAGCAGAGCCCAUCGAGUAUGCCCAGUUCCCUUUCUACCUCAACGGCUUGCGGGACACCUCAGACUUUGUGGAGGCGAUUGAAAAAGUAAGGACCAUCUGCAGCAACUAUACAAGCCUGGGGCUGUCCAGUUACCCCAACGGCUACCCCUUCCUCUUCUGGGAGCAGUACAUCGGCCUCCGCCACUGGCUGCUGCUGUUCAUCAGCGUGGUGUUGGCCUGCACAUUCCUCGUGUGCGCUGUCUUCCUUCUGAACCCCUGGACGGCCGGGAUCAUUGUGGUGGUCCUGGCGCUGAUGACGGUCGAGCUCUUCGGCAUGAUGGGCCUCAUCGGAAUCAAGCUCAGCGCCGUGCCCGUGGUCAUCCUGAUCGCUUCUGUUGGCAUAGGAGUGGAAUUCACCGUUCACGUUGCUUUGGCCUUUCUGACGGCCAUCGGCGACAAGAACCGCAGGGCUGUGCUUGCCCUGGAGCAUAUGUUUGCACCCGUCCUGGACGGCGCUGUGUCCACUCUGCUGGGAGUGCUGAUGCUUGCGGGAUCUGAGUUCGACUUCAUUGUCAGGUAUUUCUUUGCUGUGCUGGCGAUCCUCACCAUCCUCGGCGUUCUCAAUGGGCUGGUUUUGCUUCCCGUGCUUUUGUCUUUCUUUGGACCAUAUCCUGAGGUGUCUCCAGCCAACGGCUUGAACCGCCUGCCCACACCCUCCCCUGAGCCACCCCCCAGCGUGGUCCGGUUCGCCAUGCCGCCCGGCCACAUGCACAGCGGGUCUGAUUCCUCCGACUCAGAGUAUAGUUCCCAGACGACAGUGUCAGGCCUCAGCGAGGAGCUUCGGCACUAUGAGGCCCAGCAGGCCGCGGGAGGCCCUGCCCACCAAGUGAUCGUGGAAGCCACAGAAAACCCCGUCUUCGCCCACUCCACUGUGGUCCAUCCCGAAUCCAGGCAUCACCCACCCUCGAACCCGCGACAGCAGCCCCGCAGGGACCCCCCCAGAGAAGGCUUGUGGCCACCCCCCUACAGACCGCGCAGAGACGCUUUUGAAAUUUCUACUGAAGGGCAUUCUGGCCCUAGCAAUAGGGACCGCUGGGGCCCCCGUGGGGCCCGUUCUCACAACCCUCGGAACCCAGCGUCCACUGCCAUGGGCAGCUCCAUGCCCGGCUACUGCCAGCCCAUCACCACUGUGACAGCUUCUGCCUCCGUGACUGUCGCCGUGCACCCGCCGCCUGUCCCUGGGCCUGGGCGGAACCCCCGAGGGGGGCUCUGCCCGGGCUACCCUGAGACUGACCACGGCCUGUUCGAGGACCCCCACGUGCCUUUCCACGUCCGGCGUGAGAGGAGGGAUUCAAAGGUGGAAGUCAUUGAGCUGCAGGACGUGGAAUGCGAGGAGAGGCCCCGGGGAAGCAACUCCAACUGA
This is a messenger RNA of Pongo pygmaeus (Bornean orangutan), 4550 nucleotides long. It is a transcript of the gene PTCH1, whose product is annotated as patched 1. Gene Ontology annotation, cellular component: plasma membrane. Gene Ontology annotation, molecular function: smoothened binding; hedgehog receptor activity; hedgehog family protein binding. The transcript has 23 exons. The coding region runs from base 255 to 4550 and encodes 1431 amino acids. Gene Ontology annotation, biological process: negative regulation of smoothened signaling pathway. The record is from RefSeq and is a predicted model, not a curated record. NCBI's taxonomy places the organism in Eukaryota, Metazoa, Chordata, Mammalia, Primates, Hominidae.